GUCCUCCACGCGCACCAGCCAGGCGCCUGUUUCGCCAGCCUGGAGCGCGCCUAUCUCUGCUCUUCUGAAAUCACAGGGGACACGGGGCGGUGACUCGGUAGGCUUCCAGAGUUCCCGUCUCCCAGCUCUUGCCCUGGCCCCCGGCCCGCGCCCCGGCCGACCGCAUGGUGCUGCUGGCGGGGCCCGGGCCGGAGGGCGGCGGGGCGCGCUGCGUGUCUCCGCAGCCUCCGUCCCCACCUCGGGAAACGAGGGCCAGGGAAGACCCCACCGACUUUGAGGAGUACGAGGACUUCUCGCAUCUGCCCGACACCCGCAGCAUCGCCUCGGACGACUCCUUCUACCCUACCCUAAGCCAGGAGGAGUACAGCGACAGGAGCGCGGAGAGUAUCCCAGAGGGAGUCCCAGAGGGCGUCCCGGAGGCGGCGACCCUCCUGAGCGCCGCCUGCACCAACGACGUGGGGCUGCUGAAGGCACUGGUGCGGCGGGGACCGCGCGCUGAGGAGGUGCAGGAGACCGACCCUAAUGGCCGGACGGGCCUUAUUAUCGCCUGCUACCACGGCUUUGUGGAUACUGUGGUGGUCUUAGCAGAGUGUCCCCACAUUGACGUCAACUGGCAGGACAACGAGGGGAAUACGGCCCUGAUCACAGCUGCCCAAGCAGGGCACGCCAUCAUCACCAACUACUUGCUGAACUACUUCCCUGGUCUUGACCUUGAAAGGAGGAACGUGUUUGGGUUCACGGCCCUGAUGAAAGCUGCCAUGCAGGGCCGAACGGAGUGCAUCCGAGCCCUGAUGCUAGCAGGGGCAGACGUCCACGCCAGGGACCCCCGCCGCGGGAUGUCGCCGCAGGAGUGGGCCACGUACACGGGGCGGAUGGAAGCGGUGCGCCUCAUCCAGAGGCUGCUGGAGCGACCCUUCCCGGAGCAGUUUGGGGACAGGUACAAACCAGAGCUGCCGCUGCCCCUCGAGGGGCCUUCGAAGUCUGCAGACUCCAAAAACUGCUUGCAGAGGUUCACCAAGUUUGUGCGGUCCACGCUGACCCACCGCUCACGCCAGGGCCUGGAGGAUGGAGGGGUCCUGGACCACAUGGUCAAGAUGACCACGAGUCUCUACAGUCCUGCUGUGGCCAUCGCCUGCCAGACCGUGUGCCCCGAGAACCCCCCCUGUGUGGGAAAAAGGCGGCUGGCAGUGCAGGAAAUCCUGGAGGCUCCCGGGGCCCUGGACACAUCUGCCCAGGAGAGGGACAAGGCGGAGGGCACUGAGGAGCGAAUCCGGACCUCCCACGCUGGGGGCGUCUCCAGAGAGGGGGCCCAAAGAGCCAGCUUCCCCUCUCUGCAGCAGCCAGGUGCCCCACGGAAGGCCAGUCUCCUGCCCCUACAGCUGCUCAGGAGAGGCAGCAUGCGGCAGGGUGUGGUCAUCCCCAGGGUGCGCAUCACCAAGGCACCAGCGCCCACCUUCCAGCCCGAGCGGCCACCUGUGAAGGGCAGCACCAAGGACAGCUCCCACCUGCAGCUCCCCAAGUGGAGGUACAAGGAGGCCAAAGAGGAAAGGAAGAAGGCGGAAGAGGCGGAGAAGCAGCGGGUGGCAGCAGCGGAGAAGGAAAGAAGGGUGGUGCCUUGGAGGAAAAGGACGUGAGGGGAGCUGGGUCUGGAUGCUGCGCUACCCAGAGCCCCCAGAGGAGGCCGUGGGGAGGCUGCGUGGCUCAGCGCCAGCAAAGGUGCACCUCCCUCCCACCCUCGCUGCUCAGGGCCUUCCGGGGCAGUAUCCUCUGUGGGGCCAGAAAGCUGUCCAUGUUUGUUCAGCCUGCAUCCAAGAGUGAGGUGGGCGUAGCACAGACUGCUUUGCCUGAAACCAGUUCCCCUAGCAAUCGAUACACCUAGUGGUGUAGGCAAUUUACCUAAGUCUACGUUUAGAACCUCAAGAAAAAAUUUUAAAAGCAAUUUAUCAAAGGGCAUUUUCUGUAUAAUUUUGUAUUUUAAAUCAUGAUACAAUUUGCAACAUUUUACUGGUGGUGGGACUGUUUGUAUUUAAGACAGUUUUAAUGCAUUUUUUUCUGAAGAGCGUUUGUUUGAAAUACUGUCUCUAGCAAUAAUCAUUUGUGACAGCACUAUGAUUUCAUUUGGAACUUGUGAAAUUCUCCCCCAUUUUGCUCUUUGUUUUUGAUCUUGCCUUUCCUUUUCAUUCUGGGUAGGCACAGCCCUGUGUGUUCUUGCUGAUUUCACUAAGUGAUGCCAAAUAUUUGUUUCUAUUUGGUGGCGGCAUUUUCACAGCAAAAUGAUCAAGUGAGACAGGAAUCAGAUUGCCUUGUAUCUUAUUUUUCAAGCUCUCUUAUUUAUACACUAAUAAUAAUGAAGAAAUACCUAUUGCCAAAGCAUGAAAUGGUGCAUAGAGCAACGUAUUUAUUGCUAGAACUAAACUCAUUUGGAGCAAGGGAUUUCAGAUAAGCUGGAUACUACGUCUUUACCGUAUUCAAAAACAGAUAGAAGAGGGAAAACGUCCUAACCAAACAGGGGCAACUCUAAUAAAUUAUUAUUAGAAAUACAAAAUCAAGUCAUGUGCUCUUUGAUAAAUUGAAUUCAGAUGUUGUUAAAAUAGGAGACCGUGCAAAAGGAAGAAGGGGCCCGGAGU
Messenger RNA from Phyllostomus discolor (pale spear-nosed bat), 2627 nucleotides. RefSeq names its product ankyrin repeat domain 33B (gene ANKRD33B). Lineage: Eukaryota; Metazoa; Chordata; Mammalia; Chiroptera; Phyllostomidae. The record is from RefSeq and is a predicted model, not a curated record. Gene Ontology annotation, molecular function: protein binding. The transcript is spliced from 4 exons. The coding region runs from base 165 to 1634 and encodes 489 amino acids.